AUGAAUAAUUUUUCAAAGGAAGAAGUUGAAGUUGUUAUGGUUGGAGCAGGUCCAUCAGGUAUAGCUGUUUCGGCUUGUUUGAAUAAAUUGGACAUCAAAAAUGUUGUGUUAGAAAAAGAAGACUGUUGUGCCUAUUUGUGGAAGAAAAAGACUUAUGAUAGACUUCACUUGCAUUUAUCUAAGGAGUUUUGUUCAUUGCCUUUUAUGCCACAUGCAACUUCAUCACCUAAGUAUUUGCCAAAAAUUGAAUUUAUUCAAUACUUAGAUGGGUAUGUUGAACAUUUUAACAUCAAACCAAAAUUUCAAAAUUGUGUUGAAUUAGCCUUUUACAACAAUGAUAAAAAGAAAUGGAAUGUCAAAUCAAGACAUGUGGCUAGUGGAGAAAUGGAAUGGUAUGCUUGUGAUUUCUUGAUUUUGUCUACUCAAAAAAACAAUGAAGGUUAUAUUCCGAAGGUGGUUGGAAUAGAAAAUUUCAAUGGUGAAAUUAUUCAUUCAAGUGACUAUAAAUUCGGUGAAAAAUAUAAAGAUAAAAAAGUGUUGGUUGUUGGAUUAGGAAAUUCUGGGAUGGAAAUAGCUUUUGAUCUUUCAAAUUAUGGAUGUCACACAUCAAUUGUUGUUAGAAGCCCAAUUCAUGUUUUAACAAGAGAAAUGGUGCAUAUUGGAAUGGUGUUGCUAAAAUAUCUACCAUUAUCUUUGGUAGAUAUUGUGAUUGUAAAAAUUGCAAAGUUUAAGUUUGGAAAUUUGGCAGAAUUUGGAAUACCACAACCAGAAAAAGGUCCAUUUUCUGUUAAAAUCUCAAAAGGUACAUCUCCAGUAAUUGAUGUUGGUGCCAUUGUCAAGAUUAAACUUGAAGAGAUUAAGAUCAUGCCUCCUCGUAGAGAUAACACACAGAAUGCUAAUGCACGAAAUGCUAACACAUUUUCUCCAGUCCUGAAUCAUGAGAGUGUAGCCAAUCAGAACAAUCAGCAGGCCACAGUUCCUACAAACACUAAUGGUGGAUCAGCUGUAGCUAAGGUUGGUGAGGACCCACAAAACUUUAUUGAUGAGGUUAAGAAGAUUCUUGGAGUAAUGAGAGUGACUCGAAUUGAGAGUGUUGAAGCUUUUCUGGACUGGUUCUUCCCAAGGGAAUUGAGAGAAGCUAAGGCACAAGAGUUUAUGAACUUGAAGCAGGGGUUAAUGUUGGUCCAAGAGUACGGGCUAAAGUUCACUCAUCUCUCCAGGUAUGCUCCACACAUGGUUGUCGAUUCAAGGGCACAAAUGAGUAAGUUCCUAUUUGGGGUAUCUGACAUGGUGAAGACCGAGUGCAGGAAUGCAAUGCUGUUAGGGGAUAUGUAUAUCUCCAGGCUCAUGACUUAUGCUCAUCAGGUUGAGGGAUAUAAGCUUAGAGAAAUGGCUAAGGACAACAAGAAGGCUAGAAUAGGGAAUUAUGAAUACUCUUAG
Molecule: messenger RNA, 1440 nt
Organism: Solanum tuberosum (potato)
Lineage: Eukaryota; Viridiplantae; Streptophyta; Magnoliopsida; Solanales; Solanaceae
Product: probable indole-3-pyruvate monooxygenase YUCCA10
Exons: 6
Coding region: 1-1440 (479 amino acids)
Molecular function (GO): N,N-dimethylaniline monooxygenase activity; NADP binding; flavin adenine dinucleotide binding
Source: RefSeq, a predicted model, not a curated record